Messenger RNA from Cladocopium goreaui, 1374 nucleotides. The record is from the annotation of a GenBank genome assembly. Lineage: Eukaryota; Dinophyceae; Suessiales; Symbiodiniaceae.
AUGGCACGUGAUGACCACCUUUCGUCAUGGUGGGCCUCAUCUCCCUCAGCGCCCAAACGGCAUGGCACCAUCACGGUGGGCUUUGGAGUGGCUUCGCUGCCGCCGCAACUGGUGGUGCUGAAAAAGGUGACCAUGAAGAGUUGGGCCGCCGAGCAGCAGCUGACCGCAGGAGACGUCUUGUUGGAGCUGAUGCUUGGAGCUGGGCGAAAUGUCAAGACCCCAAUUCUUGAGCCUCAUGGAGACGCGGCCUUUGUGAACUCCAAAACACCUGCAAAGUUGGAGCAAAAGUUGCAAGGCUUCAAGUUUGUCAUCAAUCCCUUGAAGAACAGACAGCUGCACGAAUCUCCACAGGAGGCGGAAGAAGGAGAGACGGACUACGCAGGUAAAACCCCGCCCGUCGCAAGCUGCUCCAGCACGGCCAGCGCUAGCGACGAUGAGAAGGCGGAUGACACGACGCUGCAGGAGGGCCAGGUUAAGACUCGUCAGAGUCUGUCAGACUGGUACCUGGAGCAGGACGAGGCGGCCCCAGAUCUCACUGGACGCAAGGUGGAGGAUGAAAAGGAGUUGCCAGUGGAGGAAAUUCUGUUUGCUGUGGCACUUACACUGCACGUACAAAGUACGGCAGCUCCACUCGUGGCCGAGAAAAAAAGAGCAGCUGUGGGUUUCAUGUGGUGCUGCUGCAAUGAAGAGACUGAGCUCGAAGUGGCCCUGCCAAAGUUGGCGGCCUCCGAACAGGUGCUGCCGCCGACACCAGAGGAGGUCAGGUCGGCGUCCGACAGGUCCUUGAUGCGCGCCCAGACGGUGGCGAAAUUAGCCGAGGCGGACACCAUGCACUUCUUCACGGCACAGUUCGUCCGCUCUGCGGGCACCAGCUUUGGGCUGGAUGUCUCUGCGGUUGGCCGGGUGUGUAUGGUGAAUUCAGUGGCGCCCGAUAGCUUGGUGGGUGAGUGGAAUGCGAAGGCGAUAAAGGAGGAGAGGGAUCGAGAAGUGAUCCAGCAGUAUGACCGGCUCAUGGCCUUGAACGACGAACGGCCUGAGAAGGGUCGUGACAUGUCCGAGAAGUUGAAGAAUAUCAAGGGCUUCGUGAGCAUCGUCAUCCAGAGACCAGUCAUACGGAAGGUCACCGUUGUCAAGAACGGGUUGAAGGACUUGGGCAUCAGCAUCAUUGACGGGCACGGGUUCAUGGUUGUUUCUUCAGUCGGCGAGGGCACUAUCAUCAGCCAACACAAUGCUUUAGCGGCCUAUGAGGACGUGAUUGGAGUUCCCACACGGAUCAUCAGUGUGGACGGUGAGUAUGGCGAUGGAUUUGAACUCCUGCAGAUGAUGGAAGAGGCUGGAGAGGUGUUUGAAGUGGAGACUCUUCGUUUUGCGUAG